Messenger RNA from Clonostachys byssicola, 330 nucleotides. NCBI's taxonomy places the organism in Eukaryota, Fungi, Ascomycota, Sordariomycetes, Hypocreales, Bionectriaceae. The record is from the annotation of a GenBank genome assembly.
AUGAAGACCACGGAAGGCAAAGUAGUUUGGUGUGAGGGUGAUGAAGAAUCCGGUCACGGUCUCCGCGAGGGACGGGGAACCGCGGAACGCCCUCAAUGGCGGUCUCGUUCUUCCAGCCGCCACAGAAUCAUUGAGCCCGCUACAGAUCUCCCCAUCAUUUACCGUACCAUACCUUGUGUCUCGAUCCUGGAUAUAGGGUUGACUAAUGGAAAUGGAUGCAGCUCUCAAGACAUUGAAGAGGCCGAGAGAGCCAAACAGACCGAGCGCGCCAAGGCGAUAGAUGCAGUGGUUUUAAGUACAACAUCUUUCCAUGAAUCUCACAUGUACUGA